This is a messenger RNA of Eufriesea mexicana, 1120 nucleotides long. RefSeq names its product RNA polymerase II elongation factor (gene TfIIS). Lineage: Eukaryota; Metazoa; Arthropoda; Insecta; Hymenoptera; Apidae. Bases 133 to 1071 code for a protein of 312 amino acids. Gene Ontology annotation, biological process: transcription elongation by RNA polymerase II; DNA-templated transcription. Gene Ontology annotation, cellular component: nucleus. Gene Ontology annotation, molecular function: nucleic acid binding; zinc ion binding. The record is from RefSeq and is a predicted model, not a curated record. The transcript is spliced from 4 exons.
GUUACUUAUCCAGUAUCGAACUCUGCAUCGCAAGUUACGGUUAUAAACGUACUCGGGGUUUGUUAUUCGUUUGCUUGGUGUGUUGUAUGUGUUUAUAUUGUUUUUUUGUGUAAAAACUACUAAAUUUUCAUAAUGAGUGCCGAGGAAGAAGUGUUGCGGAUUCAGAAAAAAUUAAACAAGAUGUCGAGCGGUGACGGGACGGGGCAAGAACAAGCUCUGGAAUUACUUAAAAUAUUACAAAAGUUGCCCGUGGACUUAGAACUCUUGACUAAGACACGUAUUGGAAUGACAGUGAAUGCCUUGAGGAAAUCAAGCAGAGAUGAAGAAGUUAUAUCGUUAUCCAAAACUCUCAUUAAAAAUUGGAAAAAAUUCUUAUCUGGUUCCAAUAAAGAAAAAGAUUCUACUUCUUCGAGUAGUUCAAAAAAAAAGGAUGAUAAGACAGAGAAAAACAAAGAUGAUGGAGAUCAAAAAAAAGACAAGGAUAAUGUAGAUGCAAGCGAUGUCAAAAUGAAAGAAGAUAAACCUCAUAAAGAUAUUCAAAGAAAACAAUCAACAUUUCCAGCUCCUACCACUACAGAUGCCGUAAGGCUCAAAUGUAGAGAGCUUUUGGCAGCUGCUUUGAGAGUUGAUGGAAAUACAAUUGAUGGCUGUGCUACACCAGAGGAAUUAGCAGAAGAACUUGAGGAAGCAAUUUAUGCAGAAUUUAAAAAUACUGACCACAGAUAUAAAAAUAGAGUGCGAAGCAGAGUCGCUAAUUUACGCGAUGCAAAAAAUCCUAAUCUUCGAACGAAUUUUAUUGCUGGUGCUAUAACACCUGCUAGGCUUGCUGUUAUGACUGCAGAGGAGAUGGCAAGCGAUGAAAUAAAACAAUUAAGAGAACAGUUUAAGAAAGAGGCAAUCAAUGAUGCACAACUUGCUACAGUGCAGGGCACGAAAACUGAUCUAUUGAAAUGUGGAAAGUGUAAGAAACGUAAUUGCACUUACAAUCAAGUGCAGACGCGCUCAGCUGAUGAACCUAUGACUACUUUUGUGUUAUGCAAUGAAUGCGGAAACCGAUGGAAGUUUUGCUAAAUAUUCUUACUGUCCACAGUUUUUUCUGAUUGCAAUGGAGAAAAAAUGU